Meleagris gallopavo (turkey) is the source of this 1415-nucleotide messenger RNA. The record is from RefSeq and is a predicted model, not a curated record. NCBI's taxonomy places the organism in Eukaryota, Metazoa, Chordata, Aves, Galliformes, Phasianidae.
GUUCCCCAAGCUCCUUUACUCUUCUGAGCAGCUUCACCAUUCCUAAGCUCCCUCUUGUUCCCAGCACCCAUCACCUUUAGCUGUGUAAUCCCUUUCCUUCACUCUCCUCAACCCAUAGGGUCCCAUCAACCUAUGUCUGCUCACCAUUGCUCUCCAUGCACAGGUCUCCUACACCACGGGUCCCCUCUACUGUGGGUCUCCUCAGAACUCCGUUUUCAGUUUAAAGCACCUUUCACCAAUUGCUGAGUUUGAUGGCAAAGACAUUGUUUCCUUCUGACUCUUCCAUGCUCCCUCCCUUUUAGAAACAAGCAUGUCAGAGGAGAUGGAAAAUUACGUGCAUCUCUAUGAGAAGCAGGAGGAUAGAAAGUUCAGAGAUGUUGACUUUCCCAGUCCCAGUGAUUGCGCCAAGGCGUUUGGAGGAUACCUCAGGCCUGCUGAGAGGAUGGACAUCGUCCUCACAGCCCUUGAAGCGAUGGCUGACUCCAGCAUCUAUGACAAGGAGGCGGCCUGCAGUGUGAUGGCCGUGGCCAUGGAAGACCACGCCUUCUGGAUGCCAGAUAAAACCCCGAUCAUAACCUCCAUCCGCAAGAACUUGAGGAGCAUCACCACAAAGACAGCGCGGCACUGCCUGGACUCCCUGCUCCUCCUUCUGACCAGCCAGAUGCCCACGGAAGAAGUCAGGAGCCUGCUGAAGUUCUCUCCACCAAGUGACAGCAGCAGCGCCCUGGACAUGUGGGAGGUGAUGCUCUGCAUGCCGCGGACCUUGGAGAAGGUUUUGAAGGAGGUGACCAAGGGCUCACAGCUGAGCAGGCUGGUAGAAGGAGUCACAGAAGACACCUGUAUCCUCUUCUUGGCUCUCAUGGCAAAGAGUGAAGACAAUGAAGACUUCUUUGGUGACUUACGCCACCUCAAGGCUUUUCUGAAGCAUCCAAGCGUGGAGAUGCGCAGCGUGGUGCUCAGAGGGCUUGUCAUGCUCUCCGAGACACAGGAGAAGGUGAGUGGGGCGUUGUCAACUGAAGCGGCACUGGGCUUCUUGGGCAGCGACGGGAGGAGGGUGGCGGUCACGGUGGGGCCUGCUGGCUUUGAGGAGCUUUGAGGAUGGGACGUCAAAGCCCAGUAAAGCCCAGCUUUUAUCGUGUCACCUACCAGAGUAGGUUGCCCCUGGCCCCAUCCAUCCUGGCCUUGAGCACCUCCAGGGGUGGGGUACCUACUUCUCCGGGCAGCCUCACCGCCCUCUGAGAAAAGGAUUUCCCCAUUGGCCUCGCUGAGGCCCCAUCAGUGCUCCCACGGCCGCUUCCGCUGCGACUGCCGUGCCAGCUGCCAGGAAGUGAGGAGGAGGCUGGAGCUCAGAGACUGGAGUGUUUUGCCCAGGCGGUCGUUCCCCGCAUCAGACAAAGGAACUUGCGUUUCCUACA